This is a messenger RNA of Erinaceus europaeus (western European hedgehog), 5118 nucleotides long. RefSeq names its product ZFP3 zinc finger protein (gene ZFP3). Gene Ontology annotation, molecular function: RNA polymerase II cis-regulatory region sequence-specific DNA binding; DNA-binding transcription factor activity. NCBI's taxonomy places the organism in Eukaryota, Metazoa, Chordata, Mammalia, Eulipotyphla, Erinaceidae. The record is from RefSeq and is a predicted model, not a curated record. Gene Ontology annotation, biological process: regulation of transcription by RNA polymerase II. The transcript is spliced from 5 exons. The coding region runs from base 925 to 2430 and encodes 501 amino acids.
GAUAUGUACGUAAAAUCAUUUCUGAGGGCAGUCCCUUCUUUCUCAUUCCAUAGGAAUACGACUCGAGGAACUCAGAGAAGGGACGACUAGAUAAAGGGUGUGAAGUGGAGGCGUCGAUGUGUAACCGCACAAUUCCAGGCCAGGAAAAGAGCGCCCGGCUUCCACCCACUCCGAUCCCGGUCACCUUCCCGGGAGAGACACGAAAGCGCAGAGCGGCUGUUCUGGGGCGGAAGUGCAUCCCUGGAGCCGUUCUAGGAAACCAGGAGGACCCAGCUCGUCAGUGAUCCUGUCGCUGAAGCGGGCAUCAUCCCGAGCACCAGGUCACCGCCGGGAGCGGAAUCAACUGGCAGUGGGAAAGACAGCUCUCGGGUUGGAGCGAGAACCUGCAAGAAGUAAAAAAAAAAAAAAAAAAAAAAAAAGUGAGAAAGGCGAGGAAGCGCUGCCGUGGGCACCACCUGUUCCUCCGGCCGAGUGCGGCGCGCGUUGAUUGGCUGGGCGCCGCGGGUACCGGAAGUGGCUAGUGCCCGUCGCGGGCGAAAGCAGGACAACGAGCGCGGGCUCCGUGGGAGGCAGCGGGCGGCGCUGCGGCGGAGCUGGAGCGGAGCGAGCGCGGGGCGGCGGCGGCCUGCGAUCUACUAGGUACCCAAAAUGUACAAGGCGCUGUGACUAUCAAGAGGAUUAGAACAUCAGCCUUGCUCAAGGUCUGAAGAAGAAAGCAGACAUGGAAAUAGACUGACUUCUCAGUGAAGUAACUGCACAAGAUGAUGUAUGGGGGAGAGGGAGAGAGAAUAAGAAGGAGAGACACCACAGCUCUGCUCCGCCAUUCAUGAAGCUUUCUCUGGUGCCACGCAUGAUGCUCCCAUGCCGGGGGCUUAAACCUGAGUCCUUGUGCACUGUCAGUGGUGCGCUUUAUCAGACUGUGAGAUGGGAACUGAGAACAAGGAGGUAGUUUUUAAGGAAGAAGUUUCUGAAGAAUCUGAACAACAUGAGACAAUAUUGGAACUUCCAAAGGUGGUUUUUGAGGGUCAUGAAUUUGGAGCAACAUUUGAAGAAGACAUAUUGGAGGAACAUCCAAGAGAGUUCACAGAGGAAAUUAUGCAGCAGAUGUCUCCUCAGGAAGGAGACUUUGCAUCAGAGUUGAUUAUCUUUAAGAAGUCACCCUCAAAUGAGAAAGAUCUGGAGAACAGUGAGAGUGAAAGAAUCUAUAGUCUUAGCCCAAAUCUUAUUAUAUACCAGGGAGACACAACAGAGGCAGUUAGUACAUUUGUUAGCUCUGGCCAAAAUUUUAUACAGAGUUUUAAGCUUAACAGGUCACAGAGAAAUUCUUUGGCUGAAAAACCCCAUGUAUGUAAAGAAUGUGGGAAAGCCUUUAAUCAAAACUCACAUCUUAUCCAACAUAUGAGAGUUCAUAGUGGAGAAAAACCUUUUGAAUGCAAGGAAUGUGGGAAAACAUUUGGAACUAACUCAAGUCUUCGAAGGCACCUGAGAAUUCAUGCUGGAGAGAAACCCUUUGCUUGUAACGAAUGUGGAAAAGCCUUCAUUCAGAGUUCACACCUUAUCCACCAUCAUAGAAUUCACACAGGAGAGAGACCUUAUAAGUGUGAAGAUUGUGGUAAAGCCUUCAGUCAGAAUUCAGCCCUUAUUUUACACCAGAGAAUCCACACCGGAGAGAAACCAUAUGAAUGUAAUGAAUGUGGGAAGACCUUUAGGGUUAGUUCACAGCUUAUUCAGCACCAGAGAAUUCAUACUGAAGAAAGGUAUCAUGAAUGCACUGAGUGUGGUAAAGCUUUCAAACAUAGUUCAGGCCUUAUCAGACAUCAAAAAAUUCAUACAGGAGAAAAACCCUAUCUGUGUAAUGAAUGUGGGAAAGGAUUUGGUCAGAGUUCUGAGCUUAUCCGGCAUCAACGAAUUCAUACAGGGGACAAGCCCUAUGAAUGUAAUGAAUGUGGGAAAACUUUUGGCCAGAACUCAGAGAUUAUUAGACAUAUUAGAAUUCAUACUGGUGAGAAACCCUAUGUUUGUAAGGAAUGUGGGAAGGCAUUCAGGGGGAACUCAGAGCUUCUUAGACAUGAGAGAAUUCACACUGGACAGAAACCGUAUGAGUGCUUUGAAUGUGGAAAGGCUUUUAGACGAACCUCCCACCUUAAUGUCCACCAGAAAAUUCAUACUGGAGAGAAACCUUAUCAGUGUAAUGACUGUGCAAGAACCUUUUGGGAUAAUUCUGAAUUGCUUCUUCACCAGAAAAUUCAUGUUGGAGAAAAGCCUUAUGAAUGUAACGAAUGUGAGAAAACAUUCAGCCAACAUUCCCAACUUACUAUACACCAGAGAGUUCACACUGGAGAGAAACCAUAUGAGUGCCAAGAAUGUCAGAAGACUUUCAGUCGGAGCUCUCACCUCCUCCGACAUCAAAGUGUUCAUUGUAUGGAAUGAUCUGCAAAAUAGGCAAGCUUUUAUGGGAAAACUAAGUCAAACUUAUUGUUUAUAAUCUGCACCUCAAGAUUUCAGAUCAACUGAGUGACCAGACCUGUUUUACUGAGUUUUAUUUGAACAGUUGGUUGAAAAAGAUGAAACACUUUUUUGAGUUGUUCAUAAGGCACUGAUAAGGUACUAAGUUGUAAAAGCUGUCUUAGGCCAUAAUUCUCCCUUUUUCUACCCUUCCCACUCAAAAAAUGAUGGAUGACAUAUUAGAGGUCUAUACCAGUCAUGUAGACUAAAUUGUUAAUGUGUUUCUGCCACCUCCUAAGAGUUGACUCAUUGAAUACUGCCUCCCAAAUUUUUUAAAUGCCAUGGCCUACUAGAUACACCUUGUUCUCCCAUCCAAGUAUUAACCAGGCCCAAUCUUUCUUACCUUACAAAAUCAGAGGAGAUUAGGUAUGUUCAGUAGUAUGGCAACACACCUUGUUCUCUUGUCCACUGUUUAGCAUUUAAUUGUCUUUUUUUUACUAGAGCAUUGCUCAGCUCUGGUUUAUGAUAGUGCUGAGGAUUCAACUUGGGAACUCAGAGCCUCAGGCAUGAAUGUCUUUCACAUAAGCACUGUGCUAUCUCUCCCCAUCUCUUUGUAAACUUUUUUUUUUUUUUAAACCAGAGCACUGUUCAGCUCUGGCUUAUGGUGGUACGGGGGAUUAAACUUGGAACUUUGGAGCCUCAGGCAUAAGAGUCUCUUUGCAUAACCAUUAUGCUAUCUACCCCCAUCCUGUAAAUUUUUUAUUAACUAUAAAAUCUUCUAAAUAUGCUAUCAAAUUCCCUUAGGAGAUAAUAGCAUUAGUGAAGAAUUAGGAUACUUGGAUUGGGCUAGGCAGUGGUGCACCUGGCUAAGUGCACAUGUUACAGGAUACUUAGAUCAUUUUGCUUGGCCUAGACUUCCUUAUUUGAAAAAGGUGCAUGGGGGGGGGGGGCGGUAGCGCAGCUGGUUAAGUGCACAUGGCGUUAAGUGCAAGGACCAGAGUAAGGAUCCUGGUUCAAGCCCUAGCUUCUCACCUGCAGGGGGGUUGCUUCACAAGCCGGGAGGCAGGUCUGGUGUUUAUCUUUCUCUACCCCCUCUCUGUCUUCCCCUUUUCUCUUCAUUUCUUUCUGUCCUAUCCAUCAGCAACGACAGCAUUAACACCAAUAAUAAUAACAGCAGCAACGAUAAACAACAAGGGCAACAAAAGGAAAAAAAUAGCCUCCAGGAGCAGUGGAUUUGUUGUGCAGGCACCAAGCCCCAGUGAUAACCCUGGAAGCAAAAAAAAAAAAAAAAAAAAAGCAUGGUGGAAAUAACUGACAGGAAGUCUACAGGGUUGUAAUUGAUGGCCCUUUGCAUUCAGAGUUGAUUAGACAAGAUUGGGGUGCUAAAUGAGUGAGUUCAAACAAUUUAGCACAGGCAGGAAUUGCGCUUUAGCAAUCAUUGCCCACAUCAGGACUACUCCCAAGUAUUCUGCUGGAUUCUCUUUUGGCUCUUCCUGCUGCUGACAGGCCCCAUGUUAUGAAGUAGCAGAGAGGACUGCAGGUUUGCUAUCAUUAGGCAUCUGGCUCCAAUGAUUAGCCAGUUCACCUUACUGACCAGACUUGGCCUUGCCUAAGUACUUAAUUCUCAUGACUUGGAUCCCACUGCUGAGAACCUAGUUGAGAUCAAGAUGUGAUAGCUUCUUCAUAUUUUGCUCUUGGCAUUGGAAUUCUUACUCUUCAACAUCACCCCAGGUGUUUUGUAUUCUGUGUGUACUUUCUUUGAGGAAAUACACCCUCACUUUUUCACUUGUUCAUGUUUGUGAGGUAGUGGGUGGUAGUGGGAAUUAAAUUACUGGGGACUGAAUAGACCUGGGUUCUUUUUUUUUUCUUUUUUUCCUCCAGGGUUAUUGCUGGGCUCAGUGCCUGCACCAUGAAUCCACCGCUCUUGGAGGCCAUCCCCCCCCCCCUUUUGUUGCCCUUGUAGCCUCGUUGUGGUUAUUAUUAUUACCUUGUUAAUGUUAGUUGUUGGACAGGACAGAGAGAAAUGGAGAGAGGAGGGGAAGACAGAGGGGGGAGAGAAAGAGAGACACCUGCAGACCUGCUUCACUGCCUGUGAAGCGACUCCCCUGCAGGUGGGGAGCCAGGGGCUCGAACCGGGCUCCUUACGCUGGUUCUUGCGCUUUGCGCCACGUGCGCUUAACCCACUGCGCACUGCGCAGCUGCCCGACCCCCACCUGGGUUCUUUUCUUAGAGGUAGAGCUGGAAUAAGAUAUUGUACCUAGUUUUGUUGGGGAAUUGAACCAAGUGAUCGCUAAAAUUUCAACAAACCCAAUGAUAGCUUAAUUGCUUUAAAAAAAUUAUUGGGGGAUUAAAGGUUUAAAGUCAACAGUAAUAUACAAUAGUACAUGCAUAACAUUCACAUUUCUCAGUUUUCCACAUAACAGCUCAACCCCUGUCUAUGUCCUCUGCCAUCAUAGCUUAAUUGCUUUUAAUGGAAAAAACUAAUUAUUUUCAGUGUUCUAACUUUGAGCCUUCUUUAUUACACUAGUACUUGUCACUAGUACUUAUUACUGUGUGCCAGAAAGAGUGCCAGUCAGUUUAAACAUUUUACAACAUCUCUAUGAAGUGGAUAUUCUUCCAACACUGUUUUGUUGAAAUAUAAUUUACAUACCAUAAAAUUCACUUGUUUUUUAA